Messenger RNA from Petromyzon marinus (sea lamprey), 9310 nucleotides. NCBI's taxonomy places the organism in Eukaryota, Metazoa, Chordata, Hyperoartia, Petromyzontiformes, Petromyzontidae. The record is from RefSeq and is a predicted model, not a curated record.
GACCCGAAUUCUAUUCCCACUCACGGCUAACAUCGGUGACGAAUAUCUGAACUGCUCCUGGACCUCCCCUCAGUCGACUUUGCCUUAAAUAAGUUCCUGGUGUAUGAUAACAUCAGCACCGGGAAGACAAAGGCGGCUGGGGCAUGGUGCUGGCCACCCACCCCUGAAUGUGCCGUGCUGACCGUCGGAGGUGUUCGCUAACAGCAUUUGCCCCAACAGUCUGUUAAGGCUACAUGGGGGAUCUUUGUUUUUGUGUAGUUCAGUGGUCAGCCCUUGCUAUGAAAUUGACAACUUGAGUUUGAUUCCCCACCAUGGACACUGUCAUUGGAAAGUCGUAUCUGAACAUGUCCUGAGCCCUCCGUAGGUCUACACAGUUGAAAUCACUACUUGGUGUUACGUGCAAACAUCAGCACUGGGGAGACGAAGAUUGUGAGGUGUGGUGCUGGCCACAUCACCUCCUCGCGUUCUGUACCAGCCUCAAUAUGACUUCUGUGCCAAUCCGGCCAAAACAGAAUUUGCCUCCAUAGUCUGCAAGGAUGUCGAGAGGUUGUUGUCUUUUGUGUGCAUGGAGUGUGGGUCAUACUGGAAAUACAGCUUCCUUUCCUGGGAAUGAACAACGCUAGUGGGAAGUCGUGUACCCAUUAGGCUUGCAACAAAUCACCAACUUUCUUCCAAAGCGAUUGAAUUAAUUGUCACAACACAAUUCAAUCAUCGGCCAUCCAAUGUGCAUCGUUUUUUUAUUAAUCUGUCUUGUAUGUACAUUUUUGUUUAUCUGUGAGUCUAAAUUAAAUAAUUUCCUACAAUGUGCAUGAAUAACAAAUCAUUGAUUCUCACGAGCACGAUACUAUUUAUGCGUUAUGAGCUUAAUGAUUGCUUUAAUCUAUGAAUGAAUACAUUGUUACAUGCCGAUAUGCCUAGGCAUUUAUUUAUGCCCAAACUAUCGCCAUAACUGUCAAGGCAUAGUGAGGCCUUAAUCUAAAAGUAUAUUGACAUUAUUAAAUUACAUCUACCAUAUAAAAACAUAUUUUUGCAAGCUGUUUUACUUGACUACUCAACCUAUUUGCCAUUAAAAAAUAAAUCCAUGGAAAAGCAGUAAAUGCUAACUUAAGAUCUUUUUGAGGCUGAGACUGGGACUCAAAAGUCUCUGUUUUGAGUGUAAAAGUAAUAGAUCGCUUGAGAUGCACAUUACGUGUGACGCGCUAAUCUGCUGCCUGUAUUUGAAGACAUGCCUCUCUUCCCGCAUCACACAAAAGACCAAGGUGGUGUGGAGGGUUUGUUUUGCAUCCUGAUAUUCCAACAUCUCUACUCUGGUAAGAGUAAGAUGUGCUCCAGUGAUUAGAAAAGGUCGGCGCCUAACACGACAGUUUAAUUUGGAAUCGCUCAUGAGUAGGCCUAAAAUCAUGUUGUGGUUUCACCUAAAAUCACAAAACCAGCAUCAUUCAGUUCCUGACAAAAUAUAGAUUUGGAAUGAAAAUGUAGAGUAAUACAAUUGAUUUAGUUUUCAUGACAUUCUAGUGUAAUUGUUUUGUUUUAGGUAUGUCAAAUCGAAUUGAAUAAUAACAGACCAUAAACAAAUUGAUGCAAAACAAGUCACGUUGUUAUAAAUAGGUUUUUUGUUUGGCUGCAAUCGUGUUAUGGAAUGGCACGACGAAGAAUAUCAAUCCGAUAAAUGAAUCGAAUGAAUGCUUUUCAGCAAAAUGGGUAAGUUUGACCGGUGCGGAUGUUUUUUUUGGUAUAUUUACACAAAUGACCUUGUUUUAGUUACUUUAGGUGAGCCGGUUCUUGCACAGGUUGCACACAACGAUGUUUCACCCACAGCUGCCCGCUGAUUUGGCCACUCUCAAUGAUGCAGGCUCCGAUCUGCUGCGACAAUUGAGAGCGCACGAUCGUCCAGACGAUUGUCACGCGUGUAUCCAGCCCUGAUGAAUGACACACGUGACAAGUUCGCCAAGCUGCGUGACAGACUCGGUCCAGUUUUUUAGCAUCGAGUUUCAAUUUUGACAGAGAUGCGGAAAGGGACGGGGUAGGAUGCGGGUGAAACAGGAAAUCGGUCUGUGCGGAACACCGGUGGGAAUUAUGCUGGAGAUAAACGAGCGCGUCAACGUUCACUUUCGAUUGAAGGCGCUGCUCCAUAUUGUACUGCUGCGAUCAACAAUCAUGAGGGAGUGGCAGCCAAUGGAAUGCGUCCAAGAAUCGCGUCCAUCGAGGAGAUGGAGCGAUGAAAUUGGCUCGCGUGCGGGUCCGAGGUGAUCUAUGCCGCAGGAUAGGUGAGAAACGGUGACAGUGUUGGGGCAAUGCCUUCAUCCAGCAGUGGAUCAAUCGUGGCUGACGACGACGAUGGAAUGCUCUGAGUGUGGAAGUCACACACUCAGUAUUGUGCUCAUUUGACAUCGCCGAGACAGCGGUGCUUUGCCAGGCGGCCUUUAGCGUGGCCCGCGUGCGGUCACGCUCCCCAGUUUCUGCCUUUCCCUACCCGGCACAUUCGGCCGCACCCCCCAGAGCCGCACAACGUCUCCCGUUCCCCGGGCCACAUCCCCCUGCAGCUGCAUCCCCCACACUACUCCGUCCCUCGCCAACCAACCCCUCCCCCUACCAACCCCCAUCCCUCUUCGCUUGACGAUAAUCAGCGGCGGCAGAUGGGGAGGGGAUUCAGAUUCAUGGGUUGCCUCGUAUUCAUACGCUCUGAUAAUACGGAGCCCGCGGAUGCUGCUCUCUGUAGCCCGUUACAUUAAUCUGCAGCUGGGAAGGCAGGAAGACAGCGACGGGGAGGGAGGGAGGAGAGACAGACGCGGGGGUGGGGGGGGGGGGACCCUCCCCCCUACACCCUUUCCAAAAAACCAGAAAGCAGCCAGCCUGUAGCUCCACACGAAGGAGGAUCGAUUGCCCCAGUUGUGCCUCCUCCACACUGGGUCCGAUCUCCACCUCUCGGGUGCAUCGAGCAGAGGGCGUGAAUGGGGGACCAGCGUCGUACGUAGGCUACUGCCCCUUGCCGGACCCCCGCUGGAUUGUGUUUCGCUUUGCGCUCCUCGGCUUCCUGGGAAUGGUAUUUUCCGAAAUGAAUCGCGGGACUUCUCCCAUCAAGAUCCACCUGCCCAACGGGACAUGCUUUUUCACGUACCAGGAGUUCGCGGCGCUGACGAAAGAGCUGAACGCGUGCCGGGAGCAGCUGCUGGAGCGCGAGGAGGAGAUUGCGGAGCUCAAAGCCGAGCGCAACAACACACGGCUCCUACUGGAGCACCUGGAGUGCCUGGUGUCUCGCCACGAGCGCUCGCUCCGCAUGACGGUGGUGAAGCGGCAGGCGCAAUCUCCGGCGGGCGUCUCCAGCGAGGUGGAGGUGCUCAAGGCCCUCAAGUCACUCUUUGAGCACCACAAGGCUCUCGAUGAGAAGGUGCGGGAAAGGCUGCGGGUGGCUCUGGAGAGAGUGGCAGCCCUGGAGGAGGAGCUGCAGGCCACCAGUCAGGAGCUCAUGCUGCUGCGAGAGCAGGCGGCUCAUGCCCAGCGCAGGGCCGGGGACGGCUCCGAGGACGCCACGGAGAUGGAGACUCCGCCAACGCAGAACUCCGCAGAGCUGCGACCCCUCACCUCGCACGCAAAGGCUCGGGUGACCAAUGGCACCGGUCUGCGGGACAUCGAGGGGCCCGGGCGGCUGCUGGAGCUGCAGGAUUUGCUGGACAAGCGGAGCAUGGAGGUGGCGCAGAUGAAGGAGCGCCUGGGCACGCUGUCGGCGCGCGUCGGAGAGCUGGAGGACGACGUGGACACGGCGAGGAGGGACCUCAUCAAGUCCGAGGAGAUGAACACCAAGUACCAGCGCGACAUCAGGGAGGCAAUGGCCCAGAAGGAUGACAUGGAGGAGCGAAUCACCACGCUCGAGAAGCGUUACCUGGGGGCCCAGAGAGAGGCUACGUCGCUACAUGACCUCAACGACAAGCUGGAGAAUGAGCUGGCCAACACCGAGGACCUACUCAAGCAGAGCGAGGACAAGACGCGGCAGCUGCAGGAGAGGCUGGAGCUCGCCGAGCAGAAGCUCCAGCAGACGAUGCGCAAGGCCGAGACCCUGCCCGAGGUGGAGGCCGAGCUCGCGCAGCGUGUGGCCGCGCUCACCAAGUACGAUCCCUCUUCACCCGAUGACUCCACUAUUCUGGAAGUUAAACUGCAAGACAUGAGCAUCUUGCUUAGGAAGGCGGAGGAGCGGCACGGGGACAUCGAGGAACGUCUACGGCAACUGGAGACCCAGUUGGAGGAGAAGAAUCAGGAGGUGUUGAGAGCGAGGCAGCGAGAGAAGAUGAACGAGGAGCACAACAAGCGACUCUCGGACACGGUAGACAAGCUUCUGUCCGAGUCCAACGAGCGUCUGCAGCUGCACCUCAAGGAGAGGAUGUCAUCGCUGGAGGAGAAGAAUGCACUUACCCAUGAACUUGAUAAUACAAGAAAACAGUUGGAAGAGGCCCACAUGGAUAAGGAGCGUAUGGCGGACGAAGUGGAAAAGGUUCGUCUGGAGAUGGAGCAGUGGAGGCUUAAAACGAGCUCCAUGGUCGACCCGGUCAUUCCACGGUCACACCUUGGUAGCACAUCAGAUAUUCGCUACUCACUGGGCUCAUCAGUUAUUCUGGAGGCACCAGGAGACCCCUUUGGAAGCUCAGCGGUGCUGCGCCGCCAGAAGGGACGCCUGUCAGCACUCCGAGAUGAACCGGGCAAGGUACAAACGCUGAAUGAGCAGGAGUGGCAGCGUAUGCAGCAAGCGGGCGUGCUGGCCAGCGUCGCCCAGGCCUUCGAGAGCGAGACGGAGGCGUCCGACCAGGAAGACGACCGCGAGACAAUCUUUAGCUCGGCCGACCUCCUGUCGCCCAGCGGCCACUCGGAUGCGCAGACGCUCGCUCUCAUGCUGCAGGAGCAGCUCGACGCGAUCAACAACGAGAUCAGGCUGAUCCAGGAGGAGAAGGAGUCGACGGAGCAGCGCGCGGAGGAGAUCGAGUCACGUGUGGGCAGCGGGAGUCUCGACAGCCUCAGCCUGGCGCGGCUCCGCAGCAGCGCGACGGGGGCGGCGGGGGGGACGUCACUGCCCGUGUCGCUCACGGGGUCGUCGCUCGCCAGCUCUUCGCCGCCCGUCAGUGGCCGCUCCACGCCCAAGUUCACGCCGCGCAGCCCCGCGCGCGACGCAGACCGCGCGGGCGCCGGCGCCGGCGCCACCCUGCCGGCCGGCUCGCGGGACGAAGCGCGGGAGGACAAAGCCACGAUAAAGUGCGAGACGUCUCCGCCGCAGACGCCGCGGUCUGGCCGCCUCGACCGCGUGUCACAAGCCCUGCACUCGGCCAGCCAAGAGGACAUCCGAGGGUCGUCUGGCUUACAGGACGGAGCCAGCAACCCAAGCUCCAGCAACAGCAGCCAGGACUCCCUGCACAAGGCUAAAAAGAAGGGCAUUAAGUCGUCCUUUGGCCGCUUGUUUGGAAAAAAAGAAAAAGGGCGACCUCUCACACCCAGCAAGGAGCUGGCCUCACCUGGACAAGGCGACUGGGGUUCGGCUGAAGGCGAGGGAGGCUCUCCGGAGGGCGUUGGCCUCGCAAAGUUGGGCACCCAAGCGGAACGGGACCGGAGACUCAAGAAAAAGCAUGAGUUGCUGGAGGAGGCCCGGAGACAAGGCCUGCCCUUUGCCCUCUGGGAUGGGCAGACUGUUGUAGCGUGGCUGGAGCUGUGGGUGGGCAUGCCGGCGUGGUACGUGGCCGCGUGCCGCGCCAACGUCAAGAGCGGCGCCAUCAUGUCGGCGCUGUCGGACACCGAGAUCCAGCGCGAGAUCGGCAUCUCGAACCCGCUGCACCGGCUCAAGCUGCGCCUCGCCAUCCAGGAGAUGGUGUCGCUCACCAGCCCCUCGGCGCCACCCACCUCCCGCACGACCACAGGCAAUGUGUGGAUGACUCACGAGGAGAUAGAGACGCUGGCGGCGGCCGCACGAGCGGAGGAUGAGGAGGGCAGCUGGGCACAGGCAUGCCUCUUCGCCCAGACGCUGGCGUACGGAGACAUGAACCACGAGUGGAUCGGCAACGAGUGGCUGCCCAGCCUGGGCCUGCCGCAGUACCGCAGCUACUUCAUGGAGUGCCUGGUGGACGCCCGCAUGCUCGACCACCUCACCAAGAAGGACCUGCGGGGCCAGCUCAAGAUGGUCGACAGCUUCCACCGGACAAGUCUGCAGUACGGCAUCAUGUGCCUCAAGAGAUUAAAUUACGAUCGGAAAGAUCUGGAAAGGAAACGGGAAGAGAGUCAACACGAGAUGAAAGACGUGAUGGUGUGGAGCAACGAGCGCGUCAUCCGUUGGAUCCAGUCGAUCGGCCUGCGCGACUACGCCAACAGCCUGGUGGAGAGCGGCGUGCACGGGGCGCUCAUCGCCCUCGACGACACUUUCGACCACAUCGCCCUGGCCCUCUCGCUGCAGAUCCCCACGCAGAACACGCAGGCUCGGCAAGUGCUGGAGAGGGAGUUUAAUAAUCUCCUGGCCCUGGGCACCGAGCGUCGGCUGGAAGAGGACGCCCUCUUUCAGAACGAAGACAAGAAUUUCCAGCGCGGCCCGUCCUGGCGGAAGCGCUUCCACCCACAGGAGGCGUCGGGCGUGGGCGUGAUGGUGCCCGGCUCGGCCGAGACGCUGCCCGCUGGCUUUCGCGUCAACGCCACGGCCGCAGCGUCCCCCACCGCCCUGCCCAAGAAAGCGCAUCCAGACGGUGCAACGGCGGGGACGCAGCGGGCUGACCCAUCCUCGGUCGUGCGGACGUACUCGUGCUGAUACCCGACACGUGCCACGGUCCCUCACGCCAUCCAAUGAGCGCCCGUUACCACCGCUGAUUGUGGAGUUCCACUUGACGACAGCGGUCGGUGACCUGGCAUCACCGCCAUGAAGCAGGGCCUUGCCAAGUCAAAGACAUCCCUCUAUGCCCCCUGAGAGGACCUCUCACGCGGCAUGGACCAAGCGCGCUCCUUGUACAAUUUUUUGAAAGAUCAAUUGUCUUUCAUUUUGUAAUUUCUCUUCAUAUUUAUAUUGCCAUCGAUCCAAACCUUACGAUGACUGUAUUGUGUAAAAUUCUUCACUUUCGGUAAAAAGAACCUUUUACUGUCUGCUCUUGCAUAUCAUGUACACAAUGACAUUAAUCUGCUUGGAAAUUUAUUUAUCGUUUUACGUUAUUUUUUUGCUGGCGACGGCUUCCUUUUUUCGUGCUGUUCUGCAGGUUGUGUACGAUACUGAUGUAUGUAUAUGUACCUAAAAGGUCGAAUUGUGCUUUGGGGAUGUUUUGUAAAUUUAUCGGGAAAAUGUAAUUACCAGGUAAUAUGCAGAUUUUCUUUUUGUAAAGCUGCACAGGUGUGUGUGAGAGAGAGAGAGAAAGAGCGUGAGAGAGAAAGAGCGUGAGGAGAGAGAUGUCGGGAAAUGUCAACAGCACAAAGAGCGUGCUGCACCCUCGCUGCUGCGGUCAAGUUACGCAGCUCCGUUAAGUUUCUUUUUCCCGUGACUUGAAUGGUCACGCGUGUUGGCGGGCGUUUUGAGGGAGCGCGGUCUACUUUAUGAGUGAGGACGGCACUCUUAAAUCUAUACCCGCCCCCCCCCCCGGCACGGCUGUCGGGCUCACUGCAUUCGCCAACCUCAUGCGUAUACGUAUUUUUCUUUUUUUUUGUCGAGAAAUGUCUAUACCUCUCCUGAAAGUGGCUGGCAAGAUUUUGCGAUAUUUACCCACCUCACGUUUGAGUCACUCAUUCACUCGCACACAAAUGUGCUCAUGUUUUUGUUGGUGUUGAGUUCCCUUUCAAAUGGUUCACUGGAUUUCACACUUGCAAAUAUGUGAAUCCCUGUUUUUUUUCUUUCAGUUGACCAAAUGGUGUGUUGCUAUGACUGCUACCAAGGAUUUAUUUUAGAAUCAUUGCUUGUUUGCAUUGUUUGAUUUGAAGCAACAUGUAUUCUCUGGGAAUGCACUCCAACAAUAAGGUGUUUUAAUUAAAUAAAAGUAAUAUAUCUUGUUUUAGGUAUGCUGUUAUCAUACAUCAUACACACCAGCCUGUCUCCUACUUACAAUGUGGAAUCAAAUUUUUCAGGCAUAAGCCAAAUUCGUACACUUUUAAGAUGGGGCAAUGUUUGUCAGUCGGGCGAAUUAGACAACACCAAACCUGGAUUCGGGGCACGUGGAGCUAUAAGCUAAAAUAAAUCCUCACCGCUAAACCUCGUUGGCUGGCUUGGCACAGCUAUACUCCAAUUUUAAUGCAGCCACAGAGAACCAGGUUUUGCCAGCCCAGGAACAGUCCAUUUCUGUCGCCGGAUCGGCACCAGUGUCCGACUCCACGUGGUCACGUUCCCACGAGCCACGAGUCUCUGUGGGCACAUCGCCCACUGCUGCUAUUCCCCCCUAAACCCAUGCCUCCCUCUCCGAUACUCCCCCAUUCUCGAAGGUGGCAGUCUGAAAGUAGUCUUAAAACGUUGGUUUUACACCAAGUUGAAUACAGGCGUCGGUUAGGUUCGGCUGAGUCGGGGAUCGUCAACCUAGCGGCGACGGGGUCGCAUGCGGCCGCGUCGUGACGUUAUUCACGUGCAUUGCGGCUCUUGAAAUAUUGCGGGGUUGUUUUUUUCACCGCACUCGAAAAAAAUGCCUCUUGUUAUUUUGAUUGCUGACUUCCCCUGGGUUCGGCUGAGUGACGUUAAGAGUCCACUGCUUUUGUGUUUUUUUCACCAUGUGCUUUUAAUGUAACCAGGCCUGGCAAGACGAUCACGUGACGUUCACGUUGACCCCACGAUUAUGUCACGCCAGGUUAUGGGGUCGGCCCAGACGAAAGGUUGCGGCACGGGCUGGCAGGGCCUGAUAACCAUGCCCGAAGAUAGGAUGCCAAGCUUUUGCUUUAGGAUUGGCUCGGUUAAGGAGGGACUGCCAUGGGAAUUGCGAUGCAGAGAUCCAGGCCGGUUCCCACUGACCAUCGACACGAGGAAUGAGAUCUCUUGAGGAAGCAGGAAGAAGGUAAAUGUGGCUGCAGGGAGUAAAAUAAACAAUGUGGCAGUCAUAUGGUGAAUUACGCUCUGAGGGAGGAUUCACAGGCAGAUCAUGCAGGCUCAGCUCAACAAAGCAAUUUCUACAUGCAGGUUUUUUGUGUGUGUAAUUGGGUAAUGCAUGCUGGUCGAGGUACAGAGCGUCCAUUUCACAGUGCCAAGUAACAGCAGUUUAUUUAAAACCCCACUGACACCACACUGACAGUCUUCUCCUCUUGCGCAAUUAUGUGUUCAAUUGUGCAAUUACCCUCUAUGAUUACAUUCUAUGAAAGCACAGUGCGUCCGGCUUGUGUUUCCGUAUUUUUG